This is a messenger RNA of Zea mays, 5105 nucleotides long. Its product is annotated as protein RNA-directed DNA methylation 3. Lineage: Eukaryota; Viridiplantae; Streptophyta; Magnoliopsida; Poales; Poaceae. The transcript is spliced from 21 exons. Gene Ontology annotation, biological process: regulation of DNA-templated transcription elongation; regulation of transcription by RNA polymerase II; transcription elongation by RNA polymerase II. Bases 92 to 4894 code for a protein of 1600 amino acids. Gene Ontology annotation, cellular component: DSIF complex. Gene Ontology annotation, molecular function: mRNA binding. The record is from RefSeq and is a predicted model, not a curated record.
GGAGUCCGGGAGUGGUUAAAAGGCCACCUCCACCUCGGUCGAGUCGCGUCGUCUUCCAUUCCCCACUCCGCCACUUGCUGCUCCCUUCGCCAUGGCUGUGAAGGGCAAGGGCAAGCAGGUGGCCCCCGAAUCCCCUGGCCCAGGCGGCGGCGGGGCCUCAGGGGCCGGCGGGAAGCGGCGGAAGGCCUCCGGCGACACGGGAGAGGGACCCUCGUCGUCCUCUGCCGCGAAGCGCCGCCGCCGCGCCGGGGUCCUCCAGUUCGUGGACGACGUUGCCGGCGUCGACGACGAUAAUGAGGACGAGGACGAGGACGAGCUCGAGUCCGAGGAUGACCCCGAUGAUGGUUUCUUUACUGGUGGGGAACAUGCAGAAAAACUGAGUCACAAAAGAACUGAAAGGUCACACCCUCUUCCAUUUCUUGUAAAGGAAGAGGAGCUUAGUGGCGAUGAGCUUGAGGAAUUUAUCAAGAAUCGAUACAGUAAUCGUGUGAAAUAUGCUGCUGAUCGGAGCUAUUCUAGAGAAGACGAUGACAUUUUCCCCAUGGAUUGUGCACUCAAGGAGCCUACUAUUUGGAGAGUUAAAUGCAUGGUUGGGCGUGAGCGCCAAAUGGCCUUCUGCUUCAUGCAAAAAUUUGUUGACCUGCGAAAAAUUGGUACCAAAGUGCCAAUUAUCACAGCAUUUGCACUUGAUCACAUAAGAGGGUUUGUUUUUGUUGAAGCGGAGAAGGCCGGUUAUGUUACAGAGGCAUGCAAAGGGUUUUGUAGUGUGUACACAAGCAGAAUUACUUCUGUUCCUGCAACUGAAGUUCCUAGCUUGUUAUCCAGCCGUACGAAACCAUUUGAAAUCUCUCGUGGUACAUGGAUACGCAUGAAGAAUGGUAACUAUAAAGGUGAUCUGGCACAGGUCGUUAACAUGGAUUCUGGACGGAAAAAAGUGAUGAUAAAAAUUAUACCCAGAGUUGACCUCCAUGCUAUUUCGAAAAAAUUUGGUGGUGCAGUUUCACUAAAAGAAGCUGCAGUUCCUGCCCCACGGUUGAUCAGCUCCCAAGAACUUGAGUUCUUCAGGCCUCACAUUGAAAUAAAGCGCGAUCGUCAGACUGGCGAAGUUUUUGAAGUACUUGAUGGUUUGAUGUUCAAGGAUGGAUUUCUGUAUAAAAAGGUUGCACUUAGUUCUUUGAUUUAUUGGGGGAUACAACCGACAGAAACAGAGCUUUUGAAAUUCUCUUCUAGUCCAAGCAAUAGAGCUUCUGCUGAUGACCUGGAUUGGCUCUCCGGCAUGUAUGGUUCUAAGAAAAGGAACCUUCCAGCAGAACGAGAUAUGAAGUCAUCAUCUUCUAAAAUAAAAUCCUCCAAAGCACCAGACCUUAAAGGGUCAACUUCUACUGAAAAUUAUGACGACAAUGAUGAAUUCAACCUUCAUGAUCUUGUACUCUAUGGGCGAAAAGAUUUUGGUGUGAUCAUUGCUGUUGAGAAAGAUGGUUUUAGGAUACUAAAGGGUGGUCCCGAAGGAUCUGCGGUGACAGUGAGGAAGCAGGAUAUUAAGAAAGGCUGUGUAGACAAAAUGUUUACAGCUGUUGAUCAUCAUAAAAAGACGAUAUCCAUUAAUGACACUGUUAAUGUUGUGGAAGGGCCAUUUCAGGGUAAGCAAGGGCUCGUUAAACACUUGUACUUGGGAAUACUGUUUAUUUUUAAUGAAAGUGAAAGUGAGAACUGUGGGUUUUUCUGUGCUCAAAGUGGGUCAUGCGAAAAGAUACGGAAGGGUCUGGGAAGCUCUACUACUGAAAAUUCGGACUUUCCAACUCCCAUGUUUUCUGAACCUGCUUAUGAGCAAAAUGAGCAUAGGAACACUGAAGGGCCUUACAGGAGCACCAGAGAACAACUUUUCUCUAUUGGGCAGAUGCUGCGCAUUAGAAAGGGUCCUUUGAAGGGCUACCUCUGUCGAGUAGUUAGGAUAUUUCGGAAUGAUGUGACUGUUAAGCUAGACUCUCUACUGAAAAUUGUUACAGUACAAGCUGAUCUUCUUUCAGUCCCAGCUAAUAGGGGGGAUAACUUGUCUGGUGCUCCAGCUAGUAAAUUUGGAAGUCAAGAUACACCCUUCUUCGGGUCAGAAGCAGGCAAAACUUCAUGGGACAGGGGGUUGCCAUCAUUUGGCAGUGACUCAUGGCAACCCUUUUCAAGUUCCACGCUACCAGUCCAGAAUGCAGGUGCAGAAUCAGAAGCUGAUCCAUGGUGUAAGAAAACUUCUGCUGAAGAUGAUUCUGAUCCAUGGGGUAAGAAAACAGACGGUGAUUCUGAUCCGUGGGGUAAGGAAGCGGUAUCUGCUGCUGACGGUGAUUGCAAUCCAUGGGGUAAGGAAACAGUACCUUCUGCUGCUGGUGAUUCUGAUCCAUGGGGUAAGAAAGUGUUUUCUGCUGAUGGUGAUUCUGAUCCAUGGGGUAAGAAAGCAAUAUCAUCAGCUGUUGAAGUUUGGAACACUAGUGCCACACAAAAGGAAGGUUCUAGUGGCAAUGCAUGGGACAAACAAGCUGGAGUUGGUGGAUCUGAUGCUGCUGGCAGCUCCUGGGACAGAGCGGUUGUCAAUAAGGAGAGUGAAAAGAGUGACAACUGGGGAGAGGCUUGCAGGGUUAUGGACAUGGGAACUGGAGCUGACACAGACCCUUGGGGAAGCAAGGUCAAAGCAGUAGAUAUGGAAGGACCAAAUAGCUGGGAAAAGGCUACAAUGCCUCCAGACAAUAAGCUGGAGGAUGUCAGCCAAGGAUGGAACCAACAUAAGGGCAACUCAACUGAAGACCAAGCAAAAGACAAUGUUUCUAAAGAUGAGGACAACAAUAGGGCUUGGAGCAGUUCUUUGCCUGUCACUGAAGAUGGUACCUGGGGCAAAUCAAAAGACGACAACUGUGAUGGAGCAGGUGGUGCAGGAGGUUGGGAUGCUUCUGUUGCCAACUGGAACAAAUCAUCCGUUCUGGCUGAUGCACAGGAUGAGGGUUGGGGAAAAGGAAAUUGGUCAUCUGCUAAGUCUGAAGAAACAAACAAUGAAAUUGGAAAUUGGAACAAAGCUGGAGCUUCGGACCAAGCUGGACCGAAAUCUUUUGGUGGUGAUGGUUGGAACAAGGGUGGUGAUCAGAAUAGCAGUUGGAACAGUCCUGGAAAUUUUGGAGGUGGGCGUGGCUUUGGGCGAGGACGAGGGAGAGUUAGGGGUCGGGAAUCUGGAGAUUUCAAUGGCAGAAAUGAUCAAGGAAAUUGGAAGAAUUCAUGGGGUGGUGACAAUGCUGAAAAAUCUUCUUGGAGGUCUGAUAAUCAGGUAGACAAUGAAGCUGGAGAUUCUGGUGGAUAUAGGGGACGGGGAAGAGGAGGAAGGGGGCAAUAUGGAGGACGAGGAAGAGGGAGAGACAAUGGUUGGAGAAAUGGUGAUGGACCAAAAUGGGGUGGUGGAGAUAAUUGGAACGCUACAAAUCCACCAAGUAAUCAGCCUUGGAGUAGCAGUGGAGGCACCAAGUCAUAUGGUCAAAAUCAGCCUUCCACUUGGAAUAAUCCAGAGGAUAACAAACCAUCUGUAGGUGAACAAGGUGAUCCUUGGGCAAGCAAGGUGUCUUCUACUGAAGGUAAAGGACAACAGAAUGAUUCUUGGUCAAGUAAGAUGACUUCUCGUGGUGCUGAGGAUACCAGCGGUGGCUGGGACAGCAAGGAGAAGGGCUCUUCCUGCAAUGGUGGGGGUGAAGGACUACAAAAUGAUCCAUGGGCAAACAAGAUUGGUUCUAACGAAGGUAAAGAACAAGAAGCUGAUCCUUGGGCCAGCAAGAUGUCUUCUGCUGUGGGUGCUGAUGACAAGAAUGGUACCUGGGACACGACAACAAAGGGCACUCUAUCUAACGAAAAGGCUGACGACCCUUGGAAUAGUAAGCGGGGUAAUGAUGAUGACAGCAAGAAAACUGACGCCUGGGGUGCUGGCUCGUCAGGUGGGAAUCAGGAAUCUUCUUGGAGUAAACCUAUUUUCUCUCUGGGGGAUCAGGAACCUACUUGGAACAACCCAAGGUUUGGUGACGAUGACAAUGUAAAUAAUAGAGGUGGGUUUGGACGCGGAAAUCAAGGCAGAGGGAGAGGAAGGAGUUUUGGUGGUGGUGGUGGUGGAUCAUCAUGGAAUGAAAGCAACAAAAACGGUGAAUCAGGUGGGGGAAGGUCUGGAGAACCAUGGAACAGAAGGGGUUUUGAUGGCGGCAGAGGAAGAGGCCGCUUUGGGCGAGGUGACCGCAAUCAAGGCAACAACUUGGGGUCAGGAGAUGGUGGCAGCUGGGGCUCUGGCAGGGGAAAUGGUGGUGGCCGUGGUGGUUACAGGAACUGGAACGAUAACAACGAAAGAAGGCCCUUCGGUCAAGGUGGUGGCUGGUCUCAGUCUUCCGACUGGAAUGCCAACAAAGGAAGUGGCGAAGGAAAUCAAGCUUUCUCGAAGAGCAAGCCCAGCUGGGACGCGCAGAACGCCUCUGGUGGAGAUGACCAGGCAGGAAAGAAGAGUGACACAGACAACUCCUGGAGCCAGAACCGAUCAUCUCCAUCUAUCCUGGGUCAGCCAAGCGGUGAUGCUAAUAACAAGUCUAGCGCUUGGGACGGCGCUCCCAACGGAGGAGCUGGCAGGGGAGGUUCAGGUUCUUGGGGAAAGAGCGACGAGGAUGGCUGGAACUCGUCGUCGGGAGGAUCAGCCAGAGAGAAGCCUUCGUGGGGUGGUGGGGCAGAAGCUCCUCCCAGGAAGGAGGACGACGGCGCAUGGGGCAAAGGCGGCGAGGGGAGCCGGAGCCUAGGAGGAGGAGGAGAGGGUGGUAGCAGCAGUUCCUGGGAUAAACCGGCAGAUGGUGCAUGGAGCGGCAACAACAAGGGUGGCAGUGGCAGUGGUGGGUGGUAACUGGUAAGCUUGCGACUUAUUGGCGCUGACUGCAUGUAAAUAUUGUGCCCGCGCUGUGUGAACUGUUCUGGUGCGUGUCUAGUUCGUAUCAGUUACUUGGCCAUGCGUACUCUAAACUAAAAUAAAACAUGGCUUGUGACUGUGACUAGUUAAAUGUAGCCUGUUGCUGACAGUAAUUAGGUGCCUUAACUUUCAGAAACUCAUUUGUUAG